AUGUCAGAAACGGAUUGUUUACCUGAAACAAGCUCACAAGGUAGAUUGAUAGACGUAGAUGAUGAGAAUAGUGCUAAAAUAAAUUCAAGUACCAAUGAAAAUGAUCAAAUCCAACCAAUUACAGAAUCAUCAGGUACAAUUCAAUCAACAUCAUUACAAUCAAUAGAUCAAUCAACAAUUAUACAACCUAUAAGAUCACAAGAUUCCAUAAUUGAAGCUAUAAAUACUCGAAGAUGUUUACCGUGUUGGAAUUAUGGUUCAGAUUCAAAUCAACAACCUCAACAAGAAGAAGAAAUCGAAGGUUUACCAAGAUCAAGUUAUACUAAUCCUGGUUCAGAAUCACAACAACAACAACCAACACAAAAUUUAGGUCCUAUUUUAAAUAAAUUUAUUUUAGAAUUAUUUGAACGUUGGAUUAUUAGUUUUAUUAGAAGAUAUUAUCAAAGUCCUUAUUUUAUUUUUGCUGUAGGGCUUUUAAUUAUAUUAUUAACUACUAUUUUUUUGAUUUUAGUAUUUACUGGUAAUUUAGAAGGUUUAAUUAAAUAUUCCAGAUUUUUAAUUUGUAUUUUGGUACGUCAAUUUGAUCCAACUACAAACAUUGGUUUUUGUUCUAGUAAUAAUAAUGAUGAUGAUAAUGGUGGUGGUGAUAAAGAUGGCUAG
Lodderomyces jiufengensis is the source of this 660-nucleotide messenger RNA. RefSeq lists its product as uncharacterized. Bases 1 to 660 code for a protein of 219 amino acids. The transcript has a single exon. NCBI's taxonomy places the organism in Eukaryota, Fungi, Ascomycota, Pichiomycetes, Serinales, Debaryomycetaceae. The record is from RefSeq and is a predicted model, not a curated record.